AUGUUGCAAAAGAUCAAUUCAUUGCUACCUAAGAUUCACAUCCCUUCCUGGGUCAAGCGAGCGAUCCCUGUCCUUGGGAAAGCUUCUUUCGGGAAACUUAAAGCCGAUGAAUGGAGAAAUCUCUUCUCCAUUCAAUUACCAUUGAUACUGAUUCCGAUAUGGUCUGACCAAGAUUACGUGAAGACUUCUCUCUUGAAAAACUUUGGUCAUUUAGUAUCUCUAGUGAAUCUAGCUCUCAAGCGGGCAAUCUCUCCUCAAGAUAUUCAAAAUUACCGACAUCAUAUUCGAGAGUACCUAGAAGGAUCUUUGAUACUCUUUCAACAUUGCAAAUUGACGCCAAAUCACCAUAUGGCCAUUCAUUUAGCCGAUUGUCUUGAGAAGUAUGGUUCCGUACGCGCCUGGUGGUCUUUUCCAUAUGAGCGUCUUAUGGGAAGUAUACUGAAGGCCUGUCAUAAUAACCAUAUAGGGGAACUCGAGAUCACGUUUGUCAAAAAUUUCUGUCGUGCUGGGAAUCUAUCAGCCCUCCUUCAAGACAUUGACGAAUUCCCAGAAGCCUUAAAGCCAUAUGUCGAUCAAUUGAAAGGACUGUAUGAGCCUGCAUCCCCAAAGCCAAGACGGAUGUCCAAUUCAAAGCUCGACUCCCUAGGAGAAGACGAUUUGUUGCAGUUGAUCGAGAGGUUAAACCGUCAUGGAGAUGACGAUUGUGUCUGGGUCACCCCGAAAGAAUGGGCAGCAUUUGAAAAAGAUGAAGAACUUGGAUAUGCACCAUUACCACCUCGCGCACAGUUUUACAACAGAUACGAGCAUAAAGGUGUCAGUUUCUCAAUCUUUGAAAAAAGCUUGAAUGACAGCUUUGUGGUAUUCAGGUCACGUUCAGAUGAGUUUGACUCAUUUGGUAGAAUUGAGAAGAUAUUCGUGCACCGUCGGGCAGCAGUAACAGCCCAUUCAAGAGUCUCGAUAUGA
Messenger RNA from Melampsora larici-populina 98AG31, 963 nucleotides. RefSeq lists its product as uncharacterized. The record is from RefSeq and is a predicted model, not a curated record. NCBI's taxonomy places the organism in Eukaryota, Fungi, Basidiomycota, Pucciniomycetes, Pucciniales, Melampsoraceae. The coding region runs from base 1 to 963 and encodes 320 amino acids. The transcript has 3 exons.